GUGUUGGGCGACGCCUUCAGCUCCUUUGGUGUUUCAAGAGGCAACACCUCUGGUUGGACCCAACCAUUGGGUGACAUUUAUGGGUCGAAUGGGCAUGGAGGGCCGAAGAAGCUGAGGAGCAGCCGAGGUGGAGCUAGAGUGACCCAAUCCAUGGGCGACGUCAAUAGAGAGAUUGGCUCCACUAGGGGCGGCGCAUGUAUGCUGGGACCAUUAGAUAAUGCUAGGCAUGCGCUGGGCAUGCCAGGCGGACGUUGUAGGUUGGGCACUAUUUGUGACGAUUUGGGCAGCCACAACGAUGAAAUUUCCCAAGGUGAGGUGGCCACUUAA
This is a messenger RNA of Ilex paraguariensis (yerba mate), 327 nucleotides long. NCBI's taxonomy places the organism in Eukaryota, Viridiplantae, Streptophyta, Magnoliopsida, Aquifoliales, Aquifoliaceae. The record is from the annotation of a GenBank genome assembly.